This is a messenger RNA of Zychaea mexicana, 426 nucleotides long. RefSeq lists its product as uncharacterized. Lineage: Eukaryota; Fungi; Mucoromycota; Mucoromycetes; Mucorales; Lichtheimiaceae. The transcript is spliced from 3 exons. Bases 1 to 426 code for a protein of 141 amino acids. The record is from RefSeq and is a predicted model, not a curated record.
AUGGACACCACAGACAAAGAACUUCAAGCUCAGUACGACCAACGUCACCAGAAUCUUACGAACUCUAUGCAAGGCAUGUUCAACUCUGUUGACAAUGCACUUCACAACACCUUUGAAGAAGGAAAGAAGGCAGCCCAAGGCGCCCAAGAACGUGUUCAGAGCUCGUCUGCGGAUACAGCUCAGCCAAUGAAGAACACUGCCAACACUACUACCGACGACUUGAAGGCUCAACAACAUCAUGAUACCAUGGGCUACAAUAUUAACAAGAGUGCCAUGGAUGCUUGUCGUCGAGAUACGGACGCCAUCCGCGGGGCCGACCCUCAGAAAUUCGAAUCUGUUGGAGCCAAGAUCGAGGAUACGCUCGGGAACACUGCAUUGACUGACGAAAGUGUUGACCCUAGUGCUUACAAUAUCAAGCACAAAUAA